Penicillium macrosclerotiorum is the source of this 237-nucleotide messenger RNA. RefSeq lists its product as uncharacterized. The record is from RefSeq and is a predicted model, not a curated record. The transcript has a single exon. The coding region runs from base 1 to 237 and encodes 78 amino acids. Lineage: Eukaryota; Fungi; Ascomycota; Eurotiomycetes; Eurotiales; Aspergillaceae.
AUGUCUUCCGCGUACUCCAGCCUGCAAAGCAGCUCCGCCAGGCUCAACUCGCAGGAGGCGCCUGCUCGGAACCGCGGCAGCUCCAAUACAGCACCUGCCAAGUCGGACGUCACCCAUUAUCUCUAUUUCGAAGACAAUGACAGUUUUUUCCCGCCACCCUGGCUUGGAAAAGAGAAAGCAUCCGCUGAACGAAGAUCGUCAAGCGACAGCACUACUAGCCAUGGAUCCAAAGAUUAA